Paramuricea clavata is the source of this 19554-nucleotide messenger RNA. NCBI's taxonomy places the organism in Eukaryota, Metazoa, Cnidaria, Anthozoa, Malacalcyonacea, Plexauridae. The record is from the annotation of a GenBank genome assembly.
AUGACGGACGUUUCUUCGAAACUUGUGUGCAAAGUGGACGAGGCUAACCCAUCACCCACUGUUGAAUGGAGAUACAGCGAUGACAAUGAACGGACAUGGUAUCUUGUUACUCCAAACCUUGGGUUUGCCAGAGUGGUUGGAAAUACAUACAUGUGUAUGGACAGACAAUUUACAAGAUGUUCUAUAAAUGUGUGGCAAACAACAGAUUUGGAGAAGAUACAUUUACAUGGAAAGCAUUGAAUGAAACCAGUAGGCCUAUCGGUGAUCAAGUGGGUAAGGCACGAAGAAUUGCAUUUUACUAUGUAGAUUUGUAUAGCUAAUAGCAUGGUUUCGAGUAUACAAUUUGGAUAGAACAUGCAUGAUUGCAGGAGAUUUUCAAAGACUAUCAUAGUAGCACGAAUCCGACACACGAGUGAUAUUUGAAGUCUUUGAAAAUCUCAUAUUUUCUCCAAAGUGCACGAGAGAAAACGUGUGCCAUAUAUUAUUAACUAGAAAAUAAUGCAUGCAGAAACCCCUCGCCUUGUUGACAAAACCAUUGUAUUUUCGGAACAUGAAAUAUUUAAAGUAGUUGUCAUGGUAACACGAUAACUUUGUUAAAAAUAUUUUUACAAAUGAAAAAUCCCUAAAAUACCACUUUUGAUUACAAAAUUAUCAAUUCCCCAAACAUAUAUAUGUUAGGUAUGUUAUUAUACGUUAUAUAAGCUUCAAUUUAAGGUAAAAUGCAACCUCAAAUGCUUCGCAAGAUCUUUAAAAUGUUCUUUAUAAAACUAAACUGCCUUUGGCGUUGAGAUGAUUUCAUUUAAAAUAUACGCAACGAUUAGCUUUUAAAGCAAUUAUAAAGCGAACAAUACAUCAAUAUUUGAAACAAACUUACCUUCGUUAAUUAAUGUCGUCGCCUUUACUCCCUUCUUUUAGCAAUUCUUUGCCCUUAUUUUCUUAAAAAGCUUUUUAAAUUUACAAAAUCUUGCAAAAAUUAAAUAUAUUUGUCAUGCAGUCGUCAUCAAUAUAUUCGUCAUGCAGUCGUUAAAAUGCAAAUUUUAAAUUUUACCAAUCAGUGUUCGCUAUUCAUGACAGUCCGCCAUAUUUUUGAGAUCAGUGAGGAUGACCACCCACCAAAAUACGCACGGUGACCCGCGCCCGCGAUCAUUGACGAACUUUAGACUUCGCUAAUGCUUUCGUUUCCCCCGGUGUAAAUAGCCAGGCGGAACAGCUGGGCAUUCUGUUGUCGCUGUCUAAAUAUUGCGGGCGCAUUUCUUUAACAAACAUUUUGAUUCUUCGAACGCUGAAAAUAUGCAUUGAGGGAGGAUUUUUGUCCUCUUUUACUGGUUUGUUCAUGGAAAAUAAAGUGUUUCUUGAAAGAUUAAGUUGUAGUGCUUGUACGCAACGAUAUAAUGACUUAAUCGCAUGAAAACGUGCGAAGAAUUUUUAUUUACAAAUGGGCGACAAGUGGAAAUGUUUCAUUCAUUGUCAGAGUUUCAGAAGCAGGGUACAGCAGUAUGGAAACAAGGAAGUGUUCAUAUUUUACUCUUGAUAGAAGCUGAGUUGUUGUUGUUUCCACAGGUAUGUUCAAUAAUUUGUUUGUCCUUCCUCAUCUGAAAGAAUAAGUGUCUUAAAAUAUAUAUUUUGAUGAAAUGACACAUUUUCCUCUUGCAAUUUCAUAAAAGCUGGCCGUUGCCUAUAGUUAGAAAAUAUAUUUUAUGAAAGUUAAAUCAUACUUUGUUUUAUUAAAACCUGAGCUAUUCAUGGGGAAAAUGUGCUAGAUGUUGUAAUUGACAAAUCCACUUGUGAAGUGAAAAUGCCAAUGUUGUCACAUGCUUAUGAAAUUGCUCCUGUAUUGGUUUGUUAUAAAGUAAAAAUUGCUGCAAAAAUGCUUUUGAAAUAGUUCAUGUAUUGGUUGUUAUGAGAUAGGAAAUGCCGUAUUGAUUUGUUCAGUUUUAAGAGUCUAACGGCAAUCCUGAAUAUAGGCAUGCUUGCUUUGUGAAAUUCUGUGGUGAUAUGGCAUAUAAAUAAAAAUAUCUUAAAAUUUUGCCCAUUGCCUCUCUCCGAAAUAUGGCUUAAAACUAUCCUUAUUAGUCAACCUUGAUGGAAAAGUUAUUGGGUAUGCUGGGAAAAAUGCACGCGGCACUUUUUUUGGACACUGAAGAUGGUAACAUUUGAUGUUGUCAUAUAUUGCCAUCCUCUUAUCAUAGCAUAACUUAACUUAUUUUAGUGAGUUUGGUAAAGAGUUGUGCUCAUUAUAUGCCUGUAGUAUCUAAGAUUUUUUCAUAGCAUUAUAUGACAAAUUUAAGUUCUGUUUUCUUUUAUUUUUAGGUGAUAGUAUCUGUUCACUUGAGUGUUGGUAUCAAAUUUUGGACAAGUUUCAAUUAUUAUUUCACAUUCCUUUAUUCAAAUAUUCAAAUAUCCAAAUAAAUGGUAUAUGACAUCAAGCUGGAGGACUAGAUUCUGUUUCCAAACUUGUUUUUGUAAAAAUAGAAAAUAACAACUAAUUCUGUGUUGUUCUAAUAAAAACUAUUGUUUUUGAUAUGCAUAUUUAAUUUUUAAAAUUACAGUCAUUCUUUGUUAAAAUGUGUACCAGGAAUACUGCAAUCUUUCAGAUCACCUACCAAUUAUAACUUAUGUAGCCAAGUGUUCUAUCUAUUUCUGUUCAGAUUAAACAAAUGAUGAGUGAAAUAUUAGUUAGAUUCUUUAAAAAAAAUGAACUUGCCUAUUUUCAAAGCAUAAAAAGCAAUAAAAUAAAGCAAAAGUACUUAUUUUUAAUUUAAAACCUUUGGAUUGCAUAGCUUAAUGUUUUCCACGAAAUAUUACAAAGUUUUCGUUCAUUGAAAUGUUGUUUUAUCAGCUUUAAAACCAGAUAAAUCCACGAAGCACUCCUAAUAUAUGUCGCCAUAUUGAUUUUUUCGCGCAUGCUCCGUACAAACUGCCCAGCUGUUGCCAGGCGGAAUUAGUACCCUCGCCCCAGGCUUACGCCAGGAACGCCUGCCGUUGGCUCGGGGAUAAUAUACAUGAAAAAAUUCCACAAUACAUACGCGAUCCGUACGUUUCGGACUCACUUAAGACGUUCAUUCUUAUUAUUAUGAACAAUAUUUUAACACGGCACAAUUUCACCUACUAAAAGUAAUUAUGUACACAUAUAAAAAAAAGGUGAUCUUCCGACCGGCCGUGCUCACACAAGUAGAAAUAAGAAUUAUAUUAUUUACAAGAAGAUUAUUUUAAAUGUUUUGUAAUUUUUGAACUUUAGCUGCUAAUGUUUUCCUUAUGCAACCCCACACUUGAGCACAAUAAUCAAAAUAAGGUUGAAUCAUGGAUUGGUAUAUUGUUAUUAAGGUAUUGAAUUCGACUGUAUCCCGGAGUUGUCUAAGAAUAGCAAGGCCUGAUGUGACCUUUUUUGAAAUGUGUUCGACCUGCGCGGUCCAGUCUAGAACUCGUCUAUAAUUAGGCCCAAUGAUUUUGUCGUUUCAACUCUCUUAAUUUCUAAGUUACCUACACUGAUAGCAGUAUCGGCAGUCACUUGACUAAGCCUUUUCUUGGAACCAAUUAUCAUAUAUUUCGGUUUUGCUAUUGUUCAGAGUUAAUUUGUUUGCGGGCAGCCAAUUUGCAACAUUGUUUAAAUCUCUAUUUAAUGUUUCAGUGAUUACUUUGAUAUCGUCACCUUAUGUUGCAAUUUGGGUAUCAUCCGCAAACAUGUCUGGUUUUGCCCCGGCGUUUAAACAUUUUGGUAAAUCAUUGAUUGAUGUAAAUUAGAAAUAACAAUGGGCCUAAACCAGUAUCCUGAGGUAUGCCUGUUUUGGCGUCUACUGGAACAGUAGUCGCCAUAUGCUGUCGACAAGAGAUUUAGAACGUUAUAUGGUUAUAUACAAUGGACGUUUCACUUCUUGUGCGAACAGGCUCUUUGGUUAAGUUAAAGCCCGCACAUCUACGAAAAUUUCCGAACUGUUUACGAUAAAUGGUUUUAUCAAUGCCGUCAGGUCUUGAGAUUUCCAACGUUAUUAUAAUAAAGAACUCCGUUAUUAUAAUAAGAGUAUUUGCAGUAGAAAUACGACAAUAUCACCAAAAAAUUCCGCUUGAAAGAUACUAUAUUCUCGAACAAUGUAAAAUAGCCAUAAAAUCAAUAUAAACUAGCCACACUCGAACAAUGUAAACCUAUAUACAAUACACUCGAACAAUGUAAACAAUGUAUCACUAAGCCAUACCAUUCGCCGAAUAUAACUUUGGCCCCUUUCAACCUAUCAUUUUCGUAAUCUUGAUUCUUGUUCGAAUCACAAUCCAAGACACUAUUUAGAGUGUUAUUUUCAAAUUUGUAUCUACAGAUUUGCAACUUUUAUUUCGGUAUUUCAGAAUAUAGGGUUAGGUUAGGGUUAGGUUAGGGUUGUGGUUAUAGGGGUUAAGGUUAGUAUUAGGGUUAAGGUUUAGUUUUGCGUUAGGAUGGGUUUUUUUACGUUAUAAAAACGGAAACCUUAUUUUGAAGUAUACUAUCUAGCAAUUACCGUCAUUAUUACCCCUUCAUCACCGACAUGUGAUGUGAUUUGCACGUGCAUCGGGGUUACGGUGUUCACUAUAUUGGACAAAUUUAGCGCGUGGCACGCGCGUGCGAGUAACAACCCGAUAUUCUGAAAAAUUCAUAAUAAAUAUUUCUAGUCCGCCGUAUUCAAACGAAAUUUGAAUACAAGGAGUAUUUCACUCCUAUUGACUUAGUCUGAAGAGUCAGAAGGUAGUUCAUUUUUUUCUCCAUAUCACAUAUGAAGUGCAGAAUGUUUGGCCAAGCGGUGAGUAUAAGAUAAGGAUUGUUUUGGUUUGUGUAAUAUAUGACGGCAUUUGACCCACCGUUCGAAAGGUUGUUUUAUGAAGAUUUCAACGGUGGUUUUCGUUUUAAAGAGCGGGUAAAUACUUGCCGAGAUAUUUUAAUCUUUCCCACUCUAAAGUCGGAAAUAUAAAUAUAAACCGGACGGCAUUGACAUUCUUUGUUUUUGAUCCAGUAGACGCCAUGAACUCUACAGCGGACCUAUUUUUUAUAAUUGAUGGACUUGAUAGUUUACCAUUCACACAACAGUACUGGGUCCUAUUUGAUAGAUGCGACUCCAGCCAGCGAUGUGCCGUUACGUUCCCUAUAUUCCAUAAAUUGCUAUUUUGUCUAAGCAUAUAUUGUGGUCGACAGUAUAUCGAAUGCUUUUUCACUGCAUCCAGAAACACAAUCCCAUUUAGUUUCCCAAUGUCAAUAUUCGUAUACCACUCGUUGGUUAUGUCCAGCAAUGCUGUAAUAGUUGAGUGAAGUGGUCUAAAUCCGUGUUGGGAAUUUGAAAGCAGAUUAUAGUUAUGUAAAUAAUUAUAGAUUUGGUUAUGAAUCAACUUCUCCGCUAUUUUGGCAACUACUGAUAUAGCUUCAGACUUAAAGAUCGGAGUAAUUCUAGCGAUUUUCCAAUUAUUGGGAAAUAUGCCUGUUCAGAUUGACUGGUUGAUUAUUGAUGUUAAGGAUGGUGAAAUAACUGUUUCCGAAAUUUUUAAGAUACGAGAGAAAAUUCCAUCGAUUUCCGAUGCCUUAUUGGGUCCUAAACCAUGAAGUAGUUUGAAAACAUCAUUUUCUGAAAUUUCUUGAAAGCUAGGGAGCCCAUUAACUGGAUGGUGUACAUCAUGAACUGAGAAAACUAUCCGGUAAAAUACUCGAUCGAGGAAUUUUAUUCGCAAGUUUUUCCCCUAAUUCAACAAAGUAUUUAUUAAAGGCAUCACGGAUCAGCGUUUCGUCUAUUACUUCACCAUUAGUUUAUUAGUUGACUUUCUCUUCAUCAAUUCGUUGAGUGUUUUCCAUGUUUGUUUUAAAUUUCCUGAAUUGCAAUGUAGUUUGCCCCGAUAAUACGAGCAUUUUGUAUCUUUUAUUUGCCUAUUGUAUUGGUUUUUGCCUUUCUGUAGACAGACCAGGCAUCAGUUGGUUGUUCUAGCUUUCCUAUGUAGGAAAUUAAUAUAUCGUUUAUUGUGGUCUGUUGUUAGCCAAGAUAGCCGCUUAGUGCCGACUUUCCGUCUUUUUACUGGGGCAUGGUUGUUCCAGAUUCUGAAGAAUUUAUUCUUCCAAAUCUGCCAAGAUAUAUUUGGAUCGUGUUGGUCCAGGUCAAAAUCGGAUAAGUAAUUUUGCAGGUCGCGCAAAAAUAUGUGUUCGUUGAAAUGUUUGUAGUCGCGGUAUUCGAUUAUUUUUGCAUUUUCUUUGCAGACUUUAAAUUUUCUAAUGCCAUAAAUAAGAUAGACUGAUAGUGAUCACAUAUGGAAACAGUUGACACUCCCUUUGAAAUAAUAUUAUCGUGACUUGUUGUAUAAACGUGAUCAAUUAAUGUCCGAGUAUACGUAUCUUUAGUAACUCUUGUAGAUUCACUUAUAAAUUGUUCAUAUUGAUACAGUCCUGUAAUAGAUUUGAGUUCCGAAGCUUGGGGAGAUCAUAGAUAUCUUAUAUACACUAGAUAGUGCAUCUAGUUAUUCUGCAAUUCAAAAAUUGAAGCCGUGAUUGCAGACUCAGGAUAUUCCCAUGAAAUGAGAGAAUAUUCGUAUAUUUUCUAUUUCUUAAACAGGGAACUUAAAAAUUAAGUUAAACCUAUUCCAAAUACAUUUUCAAACUAUUCAAGUGAUGAAAAUAAUGAACGACCAACAUGGCCGCCAUCUAUUCAAAUGGGGGUAACCGCUGGAAUAUUCUUGGCUUCAAUUUUACUAAAAGAGAUGCGCUAUCUAGUGUAUGCAGCUUUUUCAAUUAUGGUUGUCCCCCGAGCAAAGCGAAAAAGUCGAAUACGAGCGCGAAAGGCUGCUGGGAAUCGCUAAUAAAUGAAUGAAUUUAUUAGCGAUUCCCAGCUAGCAGCCUUUCGCGCUCGUAUUCGACUUUUCCGCUUUGCUUGGGGGACAACCUUAAUUGAAAUAGUUGUAUAAGAUAGCCUAUUUAUGGGGGAGAUAGACCUGCGGAUAACAAGUCAUAAUUUACAUCUCCUGAAAUAAUAUUUCUUUUAUUGCCAUUAUCGAUUAGUUGUAAACAGUUUUCAAAUCUAUAAAGGGUGUCAAUUGGAUCAUUUGGUGGUCGAUACCGGUCCACGUUGUAAUUAAGAACGGUUUAACGUUCUGUUUACUAAUUUGUAUUGUAAGAAUUUCAAUAUCAAGAUUAUUCAGGUCAGUUCGAGGUCGAGAAUUUAUUAAAUCUCUAAUGAAAAAAUCGAUACCACCCCCAGAUCUAUUUCUGUUUUUGGAAAUCCAAUUGUAACCUUGAAUGGCUAUUUACUGGGUUGGGACACUAUCGUGCAUUCGUGUUUCAUUAAUUGCAAGAACAUCUAUUUCUUUAUCAUUCAUGCAGAUCCGAAGUUCGUCAACAUGUUUUGGUAGACUUGUUGUGUUCAUUGAAAUUGUUUGACAAUCAUUAAAAAUGUAGAUUUUUUCUUAUAAAUGAUUUUGUUUAUGAAUGUCGCACUUAUUUAAGCCUUGUUGUGAUUGGUAUGAGAAAAAAGGUCGUCAGGUUUAUAUAAAGGUUAGAUUAAGGUUAGCGUUAGAGGUUAUAUAGAGUCGGUACGUGCUGGAUUAGGGUUCAAAUUAAGGCACUAUUGGAUGCCUGAAAUGGUCAUCCUUUCUGGAUAUCGCCCGUAUUCCCCAAUUUAGAAAUCCUCGCUGUUAUACCCAUUGUGAUGUGACAUGGGGGGUGGGUCAUUCCCGAUUGACCAAGAUUGAACUUAUCCUUGAAUUGCAUUCUUAUAAUAGAUAAUUAUUACAAAAGCCUUCUUCUUUUUGUUGUAUAGUAAACAUUUACGCGAGUAAAAAACCAACAACAUCCUACUUGACAGUAGUCAUCGUAAUAUCUUGUGUUGUGGCGGUUCUCGUAUUGUGUUUCGUGGUUAUUAUGUAUAGAAGAAAGAAAGCGCUUGGCGGCUUCUACAUUUGCACGUUACCACCUUACAGAGAUUAUAUUAAGAUUUUGGAUCAAAGUAAAUUCAUCCAUGAACAAACGCAUAAGUUACCAUAUAUAUCGGAAUGGGAGUUUCCAAGAGGAAACAUUGCACUUCGUAAGUAAUUAUUGUAGUAUACAAUCUUGAACAAAACUGUCAAUAAAAUUGCUCGAAAUUUAAGUAAAAUGUAUUCAACUAUAACUACAACAGCUUUUUGCCCCCUUUUCCCCCCACCCUAUAUAUUCACUUGCUACUUUCCCCAUGCCACAUUUUACAUGUAAUUCAACAACAUUUCUGUGUGGAAGGGGGGAUAUUUUAGGUAAGAUACGGGAGUCAAACUGCAAUUUAAGCUUUGAAUUCACAAAGACAAAUGAAAAUUGUCGCAUUAUUUGCAAUGAAAGUGUUCAAAAUCGAAAAUCGUUUUAGCGUACCUCUCUUGUUUUUAAAGCUUUAUUCUCUAGUUUAUACAGUUAGCUACGUUUACGUUGAUAAUAUCUGCCGCCAUGUUGAUUUUUCCUGCCUCCUUUCACCAAGUUGCCCUGCAGUGUAAUUUUAAAAAGAUUGCACUUAGCCACUGAGCAUUGAGUUUCAUUUAUAUUAUGAAUGAAAACGUUUACCUUCUCAACCAAUCAGAACGUUACUUCGUAUUUUUCAACAAUUUAAAAUAAAUGAAUGAUAUUUGAUGAGAAAAUUGAACUGAAAGUUUAUGUAUAAAUAAGCAUCAUUCUGUGUCAGACAUACAAACUCCUUCACGCUGAUGAUUUCUUUUGUGUUUUUUUUCAUGAAUUAUUAAUGUUUUAGAAAAUGAAUUACAAAAUGUUUUAGAAAAUAUAUACGUUUCAACAAAGACUCAGUUCAAUAUUUCAACAUAUUUCAUUGCAUGGAAUACAAGCUGCUGCUAUUUUGUGAAUAUAAUUAUGUGUCUGACGCUUAUUGUUUUUGCCAUUUUAGAAGACGAAUUAGGCUCGGGUGCCUUUGGUGUAGUAUACUUCGCACACGCGUCUGGUAUUGCUAACUUUCUGACACGCAGGAGUACUUUGAAAGAUAACAAAUCUCAGCGGCGCUUUUCAUUUACUCGUUUGAAGAAACGCAAUUUCUCAUUGAGCACCAAUUAUUGUGAUGUUGUCAAUACUGCGGUUAAAACUCUCAAAGGUAACCAAAACUUACGUUAUUGUAUACACAGUACACUUAAUGUCUGCUCCAGAGGGAAAUAGUUAGAUUUUUUUUCCGCCAAAGUCUCUCGAGACGAAGUCGAGGGAAACCUUGAGAUUCGAGGGGAAACAAAACUAACUAUUUCCUGAGGGAACAGACAUUAGGUGUUUUGUUAUGUAGCGACGAAAGAAAAAUCAACAACAUUCAUACAACAAUUGCAUUUCAUGACAAAAACUCAAUAGUGUAAACGAAUUUAAAAUUAAAGAAUUCGAAGCAUAUCCUGUUGCCUGUUGUGUGUUUUUCCUCUCUUUUACAUUCUUUAUUUUAACACAAACUUGAAAAACGAGGUUUACACUGUAUAAACUAUACACAUGCGAGUUGUGCCGCCAUUCUGUUUAUUUAUGUUACGUAGCUUUGUGGUCGGGGCGGGCAACAAUUUUUCACCUGUUUCCCGGCGAGAAUUGCAUUUAUCUGAAGCCACGUGGCCACAAAUUAGUCAUUACCAAUCAUGCACCUAGCCAUAUAACAACACGCGGAUUAUUACGCGCGAACGUCGAGAAUCACAAUGUAUCAAUAUUUCUGUUCCAGCACCAAAUCAUUCACGAUUUCGAUAUAAAAGUGGUGCAAUUGACAACAUUUUUACUCUAGUAUUCAUAUAAAUAUUUCUAGAGUAUUAAUUUUUUUUUAUAUUAAUGUAUUAUGAUAUGUUAUAGUUGACUACAGCGAGAAUGACCUGUUGGAUAUUAUAUCUGAAUUAAAAAUUCUUAUUCACGUUGGUGAACACGAAAAUGUAUUGAGGAUUCUUGGUGCUUGUACUAAAGGUAAAAGUAACAAAAAUCGAAAACAAAUAUUAUAUUCUCUACAUUCAAUGGUGGAUGUAUAACAUCACGUUGGAUUUACCUCUUAAUCUAUAGGAAUGAUAUAAGUAUAUGAAAAUUUAUAUUAUGCUUAAUACCCAUAGAUAUCUUAUAUACACUAGAUAGUGCAUCUAAUUAUUCUGCAAUUCAAAAAUUGAAGCCGUGAUUGCAGGCUCAGGAUAUUCCCAUGAAAUGAGAAGACUCGUAUGUUUUCUAUUUCUUAAACAGGGAACUUGAACAUUAAGUUAAACCUAUUCCAAAUACAUUUUCAAACUGUUCAAAUGAUGAAAGUUAUUGUUGUUUUUUAAGCGUUUAUUAGCGAGUGGGAAACUUCAACAUGGCCGCCAUCUAUUCAAAUGGGGUUAACCGCUGGAAUAUUCUUGGCUACAAUUUUACUUAAAGAGAUGCGCUAUCUAGUGUAUAUAAGAUAUCUAUGCAUGUUAAUACCUUCAAAAUACAAAACAAACACCCCACCAAUACGCACCCAGAAUUCGUUUUUGUUCUUCAUUGUAAGGUAGUUAGUUCCAUCCAUAUCACUAUAAACGCUGCAACCUGCUGCGUGUCAGACAUCUUUUCGCUUGCUAAUCUCGUUUUAAGCAAAUGCAUGCAUAGCCCGCUCGGAUAACAUUUACCAUCCAACACUCCAGUUUAUGGUGUCUUCAUCUAGAUACUAGGCUGAAUGUCCAGCUUUGCAUUCAUUUACUUAAAACUAGAUUAGCAAGCGCGAAAACAUGUCUGAUAUUAAACCUGGUUGCCAUAAAAGAAUCACCUUUCUUGCCACACAAGCCAGUUAUUUAUUUCGACACCAGGCAGUUGCGAAUUAGGAGUGUUACUGCAAGUGAUAUUGCUUGCAAAUUGCAUACUCCAAUCCCAGUCCCUGAAUCAGGAUUGAAAAAAAAAUAAUGGUGCAUGAUCGGAAUGACCAAGGUUCAGUCCAAUGAUCUAUAUAUGUGCUCACAAUCUACAAUUAGUUUUGACGACCGCAUUGGUCGAGUCAUACGCUGAUAUAUAAUUUGGAACCAAAAUUGCCUCACAUAAUUUGCAUGCAUUUGACAUUAAUUCGUGUCACACCCUAACUAAACAUCAGUAUUUGUUUUUAGUGACAAACAAUGAAGCACCUCUCAUAAUUUUGGAAUAUUGUCCUCAUGGGAAUCUGAGAGAGUUCCUUAGGACAAGGCGAGAUGUUUAUGAACCUGAAUGGAAAGAUGUGGAUAAUGUUCGACUCAGUAUUACAGAUCUGGCUGAUUUUUCUUUACAUAUUUCCAAGGGAAUGGAAUUCUUAAUCUCGAGGAAGGUAUAUAUGAUAUAUACUACUCAUGACUGAUAUGAUAUUUAUUGCUCUCUACAUAUAUUUUUAUACAUAUAAGAACGUCAUGAAGGGGGAUCUAUAGAUUCCAUUUUCCAGACAACAUUUUUUCUAAAUCCCAUGCUAUUUUUCCCAGAUCCUGUGUUUUUCCCCCUUUUAGUGCAUUCAUCGUGAUUUGGCGGCACGUAAUGUAUUAAUAGGUGAUGGAUAUGUCGCUAAGAUUUCUGAUUUUGGUUUGGCACGAGAUGUUUAUGAUAGCCUAGAAUAUGUGAAAGUUACGCCGGUGAGUAAAAAGGGACACUUGGAGACUGCGCACCUCCAUCAACGAAUACAAUUAUAUAUAAUGCAUAUAUAUUAUACUAGAAAUCUAGAAUUAAUAAAACUCAUUAAUAAUUCAUCAGGAAAAUACAAAAGAAAUGAAUGUUUAAUCAAUGUUUGUAAAUCGGAUAAAGAUUUGUCCUGAUUUACAUAAACUUCACCUUUGAUUUUCUCGGCUUCGACAAUGUUUAUUUUUAAAAUUACUUCGCCAAUGAACUCAUAAGAUGCGUUGUUUUUUUCGGGGUUUUCGCAUCCGAUUUUUAUCUGAUAUACAAACUCUUCCCUUCGGCUCGAGUUUGUAUAUCAGAUAAAGAUCGGCUGCUCAUACUUGUAAAUGCACACUAUUAAAUAAUAGAAAUGCUAAGCCCAAUAAUGUACCAUGUGUAAUAGAAACGCUAAGCCCAAUACUGUACGAAUACUCAGUACCAGCAAUAGCAGUUCAGUAUCGGAAAGAAGCUGUUUUGAUCUACUGAUCCACUUCCAGUGCUGUAUGUAAAAGUUACUUAUUUUUGGAAAUAGCUACAGUUACAGUUAUAUGUUCGUAAAAGGAACAAGUUACCGGUACAAGUUGCACGUAAAAAUGUAACUAGUUACCGCGGAAGAUGGCAGAUGCAUGGUUGUUCGUGACAAAAUAUUUAGUGUGGUGUCGUAUGUAAUCGUGUCUGGGGGUAUUCUCUCAGAACAUUUUGGUAUUUUCCCGUCCCUAUAGAACACCUGAAACAGAUUUUUGGAUAUAUUAUACAGCGUUUGAAUUAUACUGUAGAUACACUGAAUCUUCAGUUAAGUACAUGUAAGUUAUGUAAAUACGUCAGAUUCACAAAGCAAAUUUCAGUUACUGGAAUAUGAAACCUGUCUUCUAAAUUCCAUUCAUUGAGGGACGCUGGGGGUGCUUUGGUGCUCAUGCGCGUGCAGGUAAUUUAUGUUCGUUAGAAAUUAUGUUAUCAAUAAAUUGGCCAAAUAUUGAAAGAAAGAAAUGUGGGAGACAAUUGCAGAGGACAAUGCGCAUGUUCAAAUACCAAAUGUCAGUCAGACUAAUUCCAGUGGCUAUAUAGAGACAACAUUUUCUCGAAUCUUGGGGGGAAAUUGGACUGGACGCAUACUUUUGGCAUCCGCUGUGUGUCAGUUGAACGCAAUACAAUUUAAUUCAACUUUUAUUACAGGGUUUACUUCCAAUUAAGUGGAUGGCUAUUGAAGCGAUAGAAGAUCGUAUCUUUAACGAAAAGACGGAUGUGUAAGUUUAUGAAAAUCACUUUUAGUGUACUAGAUGUUUCCAAUUUUUAGAAUCAAUGACCCGCAUUCGGCAAAUUUAAGUCUGGCAGCAGGUAGACCGUUUCUUGUGCAUGGGUAACGUAAUAGCAUUAUAGUUAAUUAUUUGUUUGUUGUUUAUUAACUUUAUUUACAUUAAGUUGUAGACCAAUAGACCACUUUCAUGAUACAAAUGAGUUUAAAUAUUAUUUUACGCAUGCCUUCUUAGCGUCGUUCAGGUUCAAAAAUUCUAUUCAAUGUAAUGUUGGCCACAAAAACGAGGCAGGCCGAGAAGGCUUAUUUAAACCACGCAACUGUAAUAUUACCCACUAUAGUUUGUAAUCUCUAUUUACACCCGGGGAAAGGAACGCACUAGCGAAGUCUAAAGUUCAUCAAAUAUCGUGGGCGCAUGGCAAUGAUCCAAGGGUGGACCUCCUCACCUGUCCUCACUGAUCUCUCCAAUAUAUGUUGUUUGCCAGGAGUGGGAUAAGCACACUGAGGAUAUUUCAUAUAUAUAUAUAUAAGAUUUCAAUUUUCUAAAGCUUAUAUUUGGAAAAUCACGUUUCACACAAUGAGCCUUGAAGCAAAUUUUGUUUGGAAAAAAUGAGAAGAACUGAUUUACUAUGGAAAAUCGUGAAAUAUAGGGCAAGUUUGCUUUGAAUGUUUAAUGUUUAUGAAUUUUGUUGCUUAAAACAUACAGUGCUGUUUUCCUUUUCAAUGAAGCUGUAAGUUUCCUAAAUUACCCUGUUUAAUUUAAUUUAAGAAAAAAAGGUAAAUGUAAAGGAGAGCAAAUUAAUUUGAAGACGUAACUGAAGUUACUUAAGGCCACUCAACAAUUUGAAGUAAAAACAGUUUAUCGGCAAAAGCAGUUUAGCUAUUAAAAUUAACAUUUCAAAGCAUUUUACGAAGCGAUUCAGGUUAGAUUUUACAUUAAAUCAAAGCUCGCAAAAUCCAGAACAACAUACCUACAGUACACAUUUCGGAAAUGCAUUGUUAUAUAGUUAAAAGCAAUAAUCUUUCGCCUCAGCCUGCGUUCAGUGCUGAUCAAUUACUAAUACUUCAUGUUAAAUCAAUGUUUGGAAAAUAUAUGGGCGAGGGGUUGCUGCUUGCAUGUAUUUCUCAACAUGAGCUCCACCUUUGAAUUUACUAUAUGAGUAAAUUCUUAAACACGCCCGAAUUUAUCAUUAUGAUAAAUUCGCGGCACAUUUUGAAUUUAUCAAUAGAGUUAAUCAUAAAACCACAAGCAUUAGACAAGACUUCUUGCUAUAAAAUGUAAUGGCACUAAAUCUUCAAGAUUUUCAAAAAAAUAGUUUUUAAAAAAGCUUUAAAAAAAGUUUUAAAAGAGUUUUAAAAAGUAAAAAAAGUUUAAAAAGUUAAACGACUUUUAAAAAAGUUAAAAAAAAACUUUAAAAAGUUAAAAAAGUUAGGGUUAGUGGUUAGGGUUGGAGUUGGGCCGGUAGGGUUAGUGUUAGGUGCCGCGAAUUUAUUAUUAUGAUAAAUUCAAAUUGUGCCGCGAAUUUAUCAGAAUGAUAAAUUUGGACGUGUUUAAGAAUUUACUCAUAUAGUAAAUUCAAAGGUGGAGCUCAUGCUGGUAUCAUAAAUUUAAUUAUCCAUCUCCCUUCAUUUUAAUUGGAAAACUAUCGACUCAUUGCCUUCAUUAAUGUUUCUGUUUUUAGGUGGUCUUAUGGCAUUGUCUUGUGGGAAAUGUUUACUUUGGGUGAGUAAGUAAGUAAUCAGGGCUGCAAAAUUAGCGCUGAAAAAGGAAUUAAUUCCAAUUACAAUUACUUGCUUUAAAAUGUAAUAAAUUCCUGAUUACAAUUACUUGUUCUAAAAUGUAAUGAAGUACAAUAAAAAAAUUACUCCGGAAAAAAGAAAUUAAUUACAAAUUUCCGCUUUACCGGCAAAUUGUUACUAUAUAUAUUAUAAGACAAUAUCUUAAACAGUAGUUGUAAAUAAAAACGGUAUAUAUAAACUAUGAAAUUUGCAAGAAUUUAUCAAGAUGAUAUUUCAAUAUAUUAAAACAUUUGACAUGCAAAUCGAAGCAUGUAAACUUAAAACUUUAUUUGCCAAUAUUUGGCGCUCUGAGCCUCGGAACAAAUUGUGGUUUCCACUUUCGCAAUAAAUAGUACUACACUACAAUAGUACUACUAUUUAUGUCAUGUGAUCUCGUUGAAAAUUAGUUCAGCCAUUUUUCUGAAUUUUUGUCGUAACGUUGUAUUUUCAAUUUGCUUCUUGGAAAAGGAACACGUUCCUUGCUUUUCUAAUUAAUUACGUUUUUCGUUACAUUUCUAAAAACGUAAUUAAUUACAGGUUAAAAUUACUUCAAAUGUAACGAGUACACAUGCAGUAACGUGUUACAAUUAUAACGAGUAUUUACAGCCCUGGAUGAGUUACUACAUAUGGAUAGUGUGAUCUGAGUGUUUUAGUUUUUGACCAGUGAAUGAAUCGAAAUUUUCGACUUUGUUUAUAUGCUUGGUUAAAAUUAUAGAAUAUGACCUGCCUUGGCGUACGCUGUAAAGAGUAUAAAUUGGUCUUCCACCAAAUAAUGUGCGUGAAUAAUCAAGGGCUUAUUGGAAUAUGUAGUUUUCGCCUGACGUCACCAUCUCUUGUUGUUUGAAUGCCAAAAAAUUGGUUGCAAAUCACCUAGUAUUCGAUAUACCAUUCUCUUCCGUCAAAAGAUUGGUUCGUUAUUUUUAAUAGUCGGAAAAACCGCUUCGCUAUAUAAAGUCCUUUCCUAUAACUUUAGCAGUUUCUGAUGCAAAUUUUUUAUUCAUUUUUGAUGAUGCAAAGACGUUGGUAUGAUUCGUAAAGACGGUGAUACUUAUUAUAUCAAAAUACUUUUUGUUCCUAUAUACAUGCGCUAAUUCGCUUAAGGUUGUCCAGAGAAAACUCCACAACCUCGACCUCUAAGCGCGAAAAGCAUUAUUAUAUAUUUGGACUAUCAAUUAUAUAUACUGUAUACAUCUCCAUCGUGCUUUAUGCGCGUAGAGGUCGAGGUUUCGCGGUUUUGAGUUUUGACUUUGAAAGGAUAACCUUAAUUGAAUUAGGUGUACAGUAGUAUACAAGCUUCCUGGUAUAUGCACGCUUAUUUUAGAGUAAUCAUUGCGAGAACAUUCAUAAGCAUGCAUGUAUUUGCAUACCAGUGAGCUCUAUAUAUCUGGAGCAAGAACUUGAGUCAUUCGAUCUAUGAGAAAAGUGAAGGCAAAAUGGCGGAAUUGACGUCCAAUAGCUAUGAAGGUCGUGAAAACCUUUUUCUCAGUUAAUUCCAGUUUUUUUCUAACGGACCAUAUCACUGAACAAGUCUUCAGUUCAUAAAACCAAAGUGUUAUUUAAAUCGAUGUCAAAAUACGAAAUUUCCGCAAACUCUUUGCCCGCUUCGUGUUAACCGCGCAGACAAAAAAUAAUAGAAAGAGACUGGAACUGAAGUCCAUCCAAUAGCUCUUCAAUUUCCAUCUUGGCUUCACGUUUUGGACUAGUCAGGUUCUCGCUCCAGAUAUGCAUAGUCAUAGAGCUCACUGAUGAAUAUACAUAUUUAAAUUAAAUUAACUAUGGUUAUACAGUGAGUUAAUAAACCCUGCAUCAUCGAUAGACAUAUUACCCCACUUGACUCAAUUGGUACAAUGUCACGCCAGCUCGCAGAAUAAUAAUGUUCAAAAUUAAUGUUAUAAAUUCAUGUAUUCCUUCACAAUUGCCUAAUAUUGUUCGAUAACCAAAAUAUUCAUGUAUUCUGGCAGAUUUCUAAUAAUUUUUUUUUCAAUAGGUGGAACACCUUAUCCAGAUCUUGAUCCAUCGUUAGUUGUCCAUAUUUUGCAGAACGGAAAAAGAAUGAAUCCUCCAAUGCACUGUCCUCAGGAAAUGUAAUAAGCAAUGUCAACUUUCAUAUAUAAAUACAAUAUAUAAAUCAAUCAGAGCCACUAUAUUGAUCAUUUUCUGGUUUAUCAAGAGGCAAAUAGUGUCUCCAAGAAAGUGCAUGUGCAGACAUGAAACGUUACUACAGAAAAUUGUUUGUAACUAUAAACGGUCCAUUUUCAUUUGCAUGCUGUUUAAAUGCAAGAGUCUACAGUGUCUUUGAAAUUUGAUUGGAUGCAAAGCUCAUAAUUAUUGAUAAAUUUCACAUAAUAAUAAAUAAAUUUAUAUUUUACAUGCAAUAGAUCAGAUGUUAUGCUAAGCUGUUGGUCUAAAGAUCCGCUGAAAAGGCCAUCGUUUUCUGACAUCGUUUGCCAACUGCAAAAACUUUGUGAAUUUCCGAUUCAGCCAAACACUGCCCAAGAGGUUGGUAUUAUAUAUAUGUAUAUAUAUUGAAAUAUACUAUUGUUUGAAUUGCAACUAUUUGAAAAAAUAUAGUGAGAAUUUCGACGUUUCGGGCGAAGGCCCUUCGUCUGAAGUAAGUAGCGGUGGCCGAGAAAAUUACAUGAGCUUUUAUACUAACAAUAUAAAUUAACGCAACACGUGACAGGCCAGAAAAGACGGACAGAAUUAAACCUAGGAAAAAGUUCAUUAAUGCCAUUGGGUGGACAGUGCCAAGUUUGGAAACGAGGCGCAUUCCAUGUCUUUUGCGGCCAUGCAGUGGCGUAAAGCAACUCCACAGGCUCCCCGUAACAUUUUUAAGUGGGGGCCCUGCCCUUUUUUCCCAAAAAUGGAGGGGAGAAAAAUUUUUCGAACCACAUUCGUUGAAAAAAGAGGUUCAAGAAAUUUAAAAAAAAUAGUUACAAAAAUUUUUCUCCAUCAAUGUCUACUAAAAAAGGGGUCUAAAUUUCGCCAAUUCCUGCUUUUGGGGGCCCACUUUGCAAAUUUUCGGCCCCUCUAUAACUGAGGCUCGGGACAAUUUGCCCAAUGUACUGGCAAAAAUGUUAUGACCGGUUACGCCACUGUUUGCGGCUAUCGUUGCUUCCAGAAAUGGGAUAGAGGGAUCCAAUUUCUAUAUCAGAAAUACUGUGAUUGCCAGUAUUAAAAUGUCUAGUUAGCAUCAUUGCCAAUGACUGCAUCCCGAUGCUCCCCAAACCUUGUCCUCAAAGAUCUUCGUGUUUUCCAACUAUAAAGCAUGCCACAUCUACUGCAUGAGAUGCAGUAGAUGAAAUGGGAGGACGGUGCAUGACAUGAAAUGGUGCUUGACAUGGUAUAGAGAUGUUGGUACCGAAAUGGUGGUGACAGAAUCUAUAAAAUCACAAGUUAUGCAUUUGGCAACCCGGCUGGAAAACGUGCCAUUCGGCGACGACGAAUCCUGUGAUAAGGAGCUAUGGACUAGGGUUUCACGGAUAAUUUUGCUGUGUCGAAAAGUGAAUAAGGGGUUAUUGGAGAAAAUGAAAAAUGUUUCAUGGUCGUUUUUCAUCAAAAUAUGGAAAUUCUUCCCAAUGCCAUCUCUAACUUUGAAACUAAAAGGAUGAUAAGUUUAUACUAGGAGGGAUUUGGUGUUACCCCCUCCCCAUCUCAUCUACAUCAUGUUAUGAAGUAGAUGGCAUGCAUUAUUGGGGAAACUGGAUGAUGAAACUCAUUAGCGAUGCCGGUUUAAAGUCUGAGGUACUUAGUAAACAAUUUGCUAGUGUUUUCACGACAGAAAAUGUCGAGAAUAUACCAACUCCAGGAAGUAACUUCACGCCUGCCAUUGGUAAUAUUGUGAUCACGGUGAAAGGAGUCGAGAAACAACUAGCAUCCUUAGAUGCAAAAAAAGCAAGUGGACCGGAUGGAAUUCCACCAUGGUUUCUAAAAGAAAAUGCAAGUCAAAUAGCACCGAUUCUGACAGAUAUCUACCAGGAAUCAGUUAGUAGCGGUAGCUUACCUGGCAAAUGGAAAGAAGCCAAUGUAUGUGCGGUAUUUAAAAAAGGGAAAAAGUGUGACCCGGGAAACUAUCGGCCGAUAUCUUUAACCUGCAUCGCUAGUAAGGUUUUAGAACACAUUGUGCAUAGCCACUUAAUGAAGCAUCUCGAAAGGCAUAGCAUUCUCAUUGAUAAUCAGCACGGCUUCCGGGCUAAACGAUCCACAGAAACUCAACUGAUAUGCACUACUCAUGAUAUUACUAAUGCUAUUCAACAAAACAAACAAGUAAAUUUGGCUAUUUUAGACUUCUCAAAAGCUUUUGAUAAAGUCCCUCAUCAGAGAUUAUUGACGAAGUUGGAGUACUAUGGGAUCCGGGGUCCACUCCAAGAAUGGUUUAAGUCGUUUCUUAUAGAUCGAAGUCAAGUUGUGGUAUGUGAUGGCGCGACAUCAACUCCUAUUACAGUUACUUCUGGCGUACCGCAGGGCACAGUUCUUGGUCCUGUUUUGUUUCUACUGUAUAUAAACGACUUGGCUGAAGAAUUGAAAUCUACUGUAAGACUGUUUGCCGAUGAUGCCCUGCUGUACUGUUUUAUUGAAAGUGAUGUAGAUGCAGAUUCUCUCCAGGCUGAUUUGUGUAAAUUAGAGGAGUGGCAAGACCGCUGGCAAAUGGAGUUUAAUUCGACCAAGUGUAAAGUGAUGUGCAUUACAACUAAAAAGAAUAUCAUAAAGAAACAGUAUAUGUUCUGUGGCCAAAUACUGGAAGAAGUCGAAAACCAUCCAUAUCUCGGGGUGAUGUUUGAUAAUAAAAUGAAAUGGUCAUCUCAUAUAUCUAACACCACUCGGAAGGCAAAUGUCAUAUUACAUGUUAUCAAGCGGAACCUAUGGAAUUGUCCAAGAGAUGUCAAGGAAGUUGCUUAUAAAAGUCUUGUAAGACCAACGCUUGAAUAUGCGUCUACAGCAUGGGACCCUUACUAUAAGAAAGAUGUUGCUGCUGUUGAAAGAGUUCAGAGAUCAGCGGCACGAUUCU